Molecule: messenger RNA, 8962 nt
Organism: Pelobates cultripes (western spadefoot toad)
Lineage: Eukaryota; Metazoa; Chordata; Amphibia; Anura; Pelobatidae
Source: the annotation of a GenBank genome assembly
AUGCCGGCGGGUGGCACAGUUCUGGGAAAUGGUGAGUGACGUAAUUAAAGAAAUCACCAAGACCCACUUUCCACCCUCAGUCAUGGGUUACCUACUCCAUAUAUUCCCCAAAUCUUUCCCCAAACCAGUUCAUAAACUAAUAUUCUUAACCUUGACUGCAGCAACUAAUCUACUAGCGAGAAACCGGAUAGCUGCAACGAUACCCUGUAAAGCUGAACUGCUGGACACAAUCUCCACAAAUGUAGAAUAUGAAGAGGCAACAAUACUUCAAUCACACGUAGGGAAAACACAGAGUGAAAUAUCCCGUCUUUGGCAGACACACAGGGAGGGACACAUUCCCGAUACCCUAACUGCCCCAAGUACUCCAUAAGGACGGUUUCUCAUGGAAAACAAUACCAGGUAUAAUGGGGGACGCUUGGUCGGGGGUUAUGUAAAAACAAGAGACAUAGUACAAGGGCAAAAUCCAAUACUGGAUAAGUAGAAAAGCUUUAUGAGGCUACAUGUAGCGAUAAAGAGAAAAAGCUCUGCAUGGGUUCAAAGUUAUAUUAUUUAUAUGUUUGCAAGAAUGUUUAUGUUACUGUUUUAUACCCACUGAGACAUUGGAAACAACAGUGCAGACCCAACGAGAGGUCAGGAUUGACAGGCGUGGUGGGGGUGUGAUGCAGAAGCCCAGGCACACAAGGGUGAUCCCCCAAAACUCAGGACCACUCACUCAGGGAAAUGACACCACACACCAGCGUAGCAACAACUCAAGGCCUACAUGGAAUGCAAUACACCACAACAUUGCUUUAUAUCACCUAUAUGGGGGAGCCGAACCUCCGAAUGCCAACACUACAUACACAAGGCAUUUCAGGGUAAAUGACAAGUCACAGGGUAGCGAUUGCCCAAUAUAGUGAUCGUACCUCAAACAGGUUAACUAUUUAACGGGGUUUGGGUGAGGGCUUUGAGAAGAGGGAGGUAUACCCAUGUAAGACAAUUAUGAGAAACAUAGCUGACACUCGACCAACAGACUUCAAUAACAUAACUGGCAGAAAUAUGUCAAUAUGUGUGAAUUUCCAGAAUGGUGUCAACUUACUGUAAAAUCUGCAUAUAUGGAUGUAUGACUAAUUUGUACCAAGAUUUAUGAUCCCCCACCCACUUUUUCUGUACCCUAUUGUCUUUUUGAAUGACAGAACAAAAACCAAUAAAAAUGUUACAUUUGAAAAAAAUAAAAAAAAAUAAUAUUAAUAAGCUCUCAGAAUGCCAAAGACAACUCUCUGUUAUGUAAUGUAAUGUAUGUAUAACAGAUAUGGAUGAAGGGACGGAUAGAUGGAUAAACGGAUGGAUGGAUUGAUGGAUGGACAGAUAAAUGAUAGACAGACAUACAGACAUAUAGAUACCAUUAUUUUACACUAUAAUUCAAUAUGUAAUUGUUCAUAUUCAGCAAGUUGUUGCGAAAUUUGGAAUAAUUUGUGACAAUCCAGAGGAAAUAUUUUGGAGAAUAUUAAUAAUAUUUACUCUUUAUAGUUUUUAUACCCACUUCCAAGCUGAGCUAAGAGAGUUUGACACAGAUUAGAAUUAGUCAGAAAGUGCCUCCUUGACCCUGAAAUAUGUCAAAAACGGCAAUUCCUAAAUUAAUCUUAAUCCCAGGAUCCCCACACACUGGAUGACUCUCACACCAAAGGCCACUGAGGGAGGGAAGGGGGGAGUUUGCACCCCUCUGUUUGAUAAUACAUGAUAUUUCUUAUGUGGCUUGGAGAGGGAGAAUGAUUUCUGUCAUUUCAUUUGGAAAGACGGGUAAUAAAUCGUACAUUACAAUUCUGGGAAUUUCCCCCCCACAUUUUGCAAUUUGGAGCCACAUUUGGAAAGGCCCACAGAACGCACUGGGCUGUAUUAUAAGACGCUAUUUACUAAUUGGUGAAUUGUAUCGAAUUUUUAUCCAAAUGGCAAAGACCAGACGGUGACUUCAGGAUUGCUCUCUAAAUGGCAAAUAGGAGAAAAUAAAACCACCAUCUGGGCUGAACCAGCCGAGCUGUCAAUAGACCUGAGAUUAAUACAUUACAAGAUCAGUUCUUUAUAUUUACUUUUUUCCAUUGGGUUUUUGAUUCGCAACAUUUUUGGAAUUUAUUGUAUAAACCCCUUGCACUAAUUCAUAGAGUUAAUUGCUGCAUUGAAAAUAGUAAUAACAUAUAUACAAUAAUAAUAAUAAUAAAAUCUAAUAAUAAUAUUAAUAACAUAUAUACAAUAAUAAUAAUAAUAAAAUCUAAUAAUAAUAUUAAUAACAUAUAUACAAUAAUAAUAAUAAUAAAAUAUAAUAAUAAUAAUAACAUAUAUACAAUAAUAGUAAUAAAAUAUAAUAAUAAUAAUAUUAAUAACAUAUAUACAAUAAUAAUAAUAAUAAAAUAUAAUAAUAACAUAUAUACAAUAAUAAUAAUAAUAAUAAUAAAAUAUAAUAAUAAUAAUAACAUAUAUAAAAUAAUAAUAAUAAAAUAUAAUAAUAAUAAUAAUAGUAAUAACAUAUAUACAAUAAUAAAAUAAUAACAUAUAAUAUUAAUAACAUAUAUACAAUAAUAACAAUAGUAAUAACAGAUAUACAAUAAUAAUAAUAAUAAUAAUAAUAACACACACACAGAGAGCAUGGUAAGAUUGUAUUUAUUGUACAGAAUAUUUUACAGAUGUUACUGUUUAUCCAUUUAAUCUAUUUUUAAACCUUGUUAAAUGGUUAAUGAUCCUGGACUCAUUGUUUUCAUUGAUCCCUUCUUCCUCUCCCUUGAGUGAUGGAUUUUAGGUAGUUCUCCCCCCUCCCCCCCCCAGGCUGCCAUCUGACCCCCUGAUAAGAAUCCAGCACCAAGGACCCUGCGUGACGUCACGGAAACUCUGCCCCUUGGAGAACUGGAGAGGGAAUGCAACGUCACAGCCCAGACAGCCAAUGAGAGGGCGGCUGAGAGUAUAUAGAAUGCAGGCAGGGAGAAGCUGGACACAUUGUAUACACUAAGAGUCUCCAGAUUCCACUGCAAGGACAAGGUGAGUGACACCCCCAGCAUCAUAGCACCCCCAAACCUCUAUCACCCCACUUUAAUCUUCCAGUAUAACAGCACCCCCAAACUGCUAUCACCCCACUAAAACUUUCCAGCAUCAUAGCACCCCCUAACUUCUAUCACCCCACUUUAAUCUUCCAGUAUAACAGCACCACACUAAAACCUUCCAGUAUCAUAGCACCCCCAAACUUCUAUCACCCCACUAUAACAUUCCAUAAUCAAUGUACCCCCAAACUGCUAUCACCCCACUAAAACCUUCCAGUAUCAUAGCACCCCCAAACUUCUAUCACCCCACUAUAACAUUCCAUAAUCAAUGUACCCCCAAACUGCUAUCACCCCACUAUAAACUUCCAGCAUCAUAGCACCCCCAAACUCCCAUCACCCCACUAUAACCUUCCAGUAAUAUAGCACCCCCAAACUUUUCACCCACUUUACCCCACAGCAUCAAUGUACCUCCAAACCUCUAUCACCCCACUUUAAUCCCCUCUUUUCAACUCACAAAACUCAAACUCAAAAAUCAGUUUUAAGUUCAGCCCCAUCCUGGCCCAGUGCACCCAGAAUUGCAGCCCAAUCUCUUUGCUACCUCUUUCCAAUCUCAGAUAAACAGAUUGAGGUUUUAGGAAAGUUCAUGUUAUUUGGCUUUUUAUAAUUAAUGAGAGAAAACAUUAUCUAAACUCGUUACUGCUUAUUGAAUACUGCCAGUUAUUAUUAAAUCAUAUUUUAUUGACUAUUUUGUGACAAAUCUGAUUUUGUACACAUUAUCUGUCAGGCAUAUAAAAUGUUCAUGAAAUGGGGGUACAUUCGCUAAACCGUAAAUAGAUGAUUUAGGGUAUAAAGCCACGCUCAGAACGAAUGUAAUGUCUUUAGUGACUGAAAUGUAAUUCUUUCCCCACCUCUGCUAUUCUGUCCUGAACUUUUGAAGUUGAUUUUAGCAAAACACAUACUUAUCUGAGGAAUAACCCCCCCAUUUCUAAAGCAUUCACUAUGAAGCCACUGCGAGGGGUCUUUAAAACCUUCAAAAUAUGAAAUUGCCAAGACCUGCUUUGACCACAUACAUCGAGCAGCUUAGUCUAUUAACUCUUUCCAGACACACACUGUGAUAUAAAGCCAUGCUGAGGUUGGUAUAUUGGCCAGAGCCUACACAGCUGGCUAUUCUGAUAACUUGCUGUAAUGUGGGGACUCUGAAGGAGUGAUUUAUUGGGAUAAUGAAAAAUGUGGGUCUGUCUGUCUAUAGCUUAUCGAUUUAUAUAUUGGGAUAAUGAAAAAUGUGGACCUGUAUGAGUCUGUCUGUCUGUCUAUAGCUUAUCGAUUAUAUAUUGGGAUAAUGAAAAAUGUGGACCUGUAUGAGCCUGUCUGUCUGUGUAUAGCUUAUUGAUUUAUAUAUUGGGAUAAUGAAAAAUGUGGACCUGUGUGUGUCUGUCUGUCUAUUAGCUUAUCGAUUAUAUAUUGGGAUAAUGAAAAAUGUGGACCUGUCUGUGUCUGUCUGUCUAUAGCUUAUCGAUUAUACAUUGGGAUAAUGAAGGGUGAGUGUCUAUAUCCCCCCCCCCCUGCAGUUUGUUGAUGGUACAUUGCGAUAAGAUGGGUGAGGGUCUGUUUAUAUAUUGAUAUCUGCAAUUUAUUGAUAAUGUUUUCCUCUGCCUUCAGAUGGAUUUAAGCAGCCUUUAUUACCAGGAUCUCUCCCCGCAGGAGGUACCGAGUUUGGAGACUGCGGCUCAAGGUAAUUCCCUUUAGGUUUCCUCACUCUUGGUGUUAAUUGAUUUAUUACAACAUGGAGUCAGUUUGGAAAACCUCAGCCUAUAUUUAGCAAUUCCCUUAUCAACUCACUAUUAACCACAUAUUAACCCUGAUAGUGCGAAUUGUCUGGGAUUCAAAGGGAAUUUCAUGUUGGGUAACAAUCGCUGGAGUGGAAAUAUUGAUAAAUAUGUUGUGUUUUUGACUUGGCUGCUUUGGUCUAAAAUGAGAAAUCCCCAAUUUAGUGAAUAACAAUACAUUUUUCUGGGCAUAGCCAGUUUGGUCUUAUUUGCUGUGCAUCAUGGGAUUUAUUGGGGAUCAUUUAUGAAACACUAAUUGAGGUGAAUUAAAACGAAAUGCUAAAUUUAGCCUAAAUGACUAAGCUGCAAGAACAUGGGAUUUGGGGAAUUUGUUUUGAAAUCCCUUAUUUUUGGCCAAGAUUUGCAGUUGUUUUCUCUUCACUCUCAGUCAGUGUUAAAUAAAGAAGCCUCUGAUCAGAUUCAAUGUUUCAUUUUUUGUGGUUGCCUUGGCACGGGCUUAUUACAAUACGGAUUAGGUUUUAUAUCAAAAAGGAAAAUCGGAUAAACACAGACUGGGCUUUGAUGUUUUUGGGGAGCAGUUUCUCUCUAUAAAUAGUUGUGUUAAUCUGCCGGGUUUUGGGGAUACAGGAGGCCUGGCCAGGGGAAGGGGGUGUUCUGUGAAGAGAUGAUGACAGUAACGUCCCUUUUCUUGCAGUUUUCAGAUAUGGGGAUCCUGGAUUUCUCCAGGGCUUGGACAGGAACCGGCUGAGUGCAGACAAGGGACUGUACCCCAACUCAAACAGCACACCCCUCUCUUCCAAUGCCUUCACAGAGCAAUCUCUGAAUUACUGGGAGCACUGCCACUCAGGUAGGGUUCUCUAUAUUACAUAGAGGGGCGAGGAUUAACCCUGUGUGGACUAGGGAGACCUUUAACCCUUUCUGUGACAUAACGAGGAGCCACACAUUACAAAGUGAUACAACUAUUUAUAUUUUAUUUUAGGGUCACUCUCUGUCCCGAACCAAGGAGAGUCUCUGUCGCCGGAUGAGUUCCUGCCAUCUUUCCAGACACUUCUACCUUCAUAUACUGGAGAGCUACAGCAGCAGUCUACCCACCAGGAGAUGUUGGGCCAUGAGGCUGGGGACUCCCUGUACUACCCCCAGCAUGAUGCUCCAAUGGAGAGCUUCUCCCACAGUUUAGGAGCGGGAAACGUGGGGGACCAGGGCUUCUCCUGGGCAUCUGAGGAGUGGCACAGCUGGGACGAGGCCACAUGGCUGAGCUGUAAUUCCUAUGAAGGUUCCACCAUGCAUCCAUCACCAGGGUUGGGCAGAAACCAGUCUUGCAUGCAGAUAAAUCACAGCUCGACAUUAAACAGAGCUCCACAGACAGGUGAGCUCCAUUAUUCUGUGUGCAGGGCUGGCAACAGGGCAAAUUAAACCAUUUGCUGUUGUAUGAAGUAUUGCUUUCAUUAUUGCAUUAUUACUGGCAGCAAAUAAUUAUCUGUAUAAUUUAAGGUCCUAUGUUAGGGAUUUGAUUGAUUCACAUUCAUGUCCAUUGUAACCCCCUCCAAAUCCCCCUGUGAAUUUGAAUCAAUCAAUGCCCAUUUUAUCCCUAUUACCAGUACCCCUAAUCCAUCUCUCCUGCUUGUGUUCACCCUACAUUCCUCCUGUGCCCAUAUCAUAUCAGAUCGUUCCAGCUAAUCCCUAUUUUAUACUGAUAGAACAUGUAUUAUCUGGGUAAAAGGCUGGUCCUGUUACCCCUUAUAGUCUUGGUUCCUCCAACGAGCUAAAAACAUCCAUCCAAUCUCUUAUCUAAACAAAGCUCUAAAUCUUAUAUUUUUUCAGGUUUUACUGUCGAUAAUUAUGGUUUCCAGCAAGCAGUCAGCCGGCCAGGGCCUCGGAGUGCCAAUGAUAAAGAGAGGUUCCAUCCUACUCAGAGAGCACCAGGAUCCAAAGACAGCAAGUCCACUCCAUCCAGUGAGUACACUUAGUAAAUCUAACAAGAAUCAGACCAUUACCGUAACCCUCGCACUGCCAGAUUGCUACGGUCGUGACAUCCCAAAAUGUAUUGCUAAAUACCAAUUAGUCCCAAAUGAUUGCUAAAUGCAGGAAACUGCGCAAGGUUUAACCUGUCAUGGGCCAGAGGCAGCGUUUAAACAAUAUUUGAUAGGUCCACCUCUGUAAAAGUUGAUUUCCUUAAAACAUUUAUUGUAUUUGAAUAAUUUGAACUUCAGAUUUCAUGAUCGUUAAACCCUAAUAGUCAAUGACAUUCCAGACGUGAUUCAAACAGACAUGUCAAACCUCAGUUUACGAAGGGGGUAAAGAGAAACUGAGUUUUAUUUUAGUGAUGUUUUGCAGUAUAUUUAUUCUGACAACUUGCGGAGAAUUCUGGGAAAAUAUUACUCACCCCUAUGGUUUCCUAAGAGAAUUUGCCCCUACCCUGACUCCUAGAGUCCUUGGUUGAUUGAUUGGUUUUUAUAAAUGAGUUUGGAGAUCAGUGCUCUAACCGGUCCCUGGCUGGGAGAUCACAGGGUUAUAUACAUAUCAAUAUGUCAGUAUGACAUCAUAUCGGGAUCUUCGCACUAUUAUAUAUGUUUUUCUUUAACUCCUGGAUCCAUGGCUUUCACUCAUCUAUUUCGUUCUUUAUUUGCAGCCGGAUCAGGUCCAAUCCAACUCUGGCAGUUCCUGUUGGAAUUAUUGCAAGACUCCACGUGCCAGAAACUGAUCAACUGGACAGGCAAUGGCUGGGAGUUCAAACUAUCAGACCCUAACGAGGUAUGCCGGGGGCACAGCAUGGUAUUGGGUGUGUACCGAGAGUUUACUUUCUGUUUAUUUUAAUUGUGGGUGGGAAGGGCUGCUCCUUGUGUUUCCUCCCCAGUCCAACAAACACGGGCAGCGGUAGUUGUGUGCCCACCGUGCUCUGGGUCUUUAUUAUACAGACUUAUCUUACACCAUCUGGCAAGCUGGGGUACUGUAUACUUAAAGGAACACUCUAGCAUUAGGAAUACACAUGUAUUCCUAACGAUAUAGAGCCCUAGUCACCUAAACCGUUAAUUAACCAUUUAUUUGUUAACCUUAAUCCAGCGCCAGACUCCCUCGGCACUGGUGACCUCCUCCAUCGUCAGCUCCCGAGUGAAGUCGCAUGCGCAGCCAGGGGCUCGCGCAUGCAUUUAAACCCGCCAUAGGAAAGCCUUACUCAAUGCUUUACUAUGGGGAUCUUAUUUGACGCUGGACUCCUUGAGGAUGUCCAGCGUCAAAAGUACGUUUUACUCUGUGUAAAUUGUGGACUCUCCUCUAGUGACAGUCAGGGAGACAGCCUUCUUUAAUGUAGGGGCAAUUAGUUAUUAAACAGUAAAUUGUUGGUAACAGCAAGAACAUUGUUAUUUCCCCCAUAUUUAGCAAAUUGUUGUUUUCAACGUGUCACUACUCACGGUUUCUGAAUGAGACCCCUCUGUUAUUUUGUAAGUUUAAUACAUAUCACUGGACUGUUAAGAGAUGGAAUUUUUUUUAGAUUUUUCUUAAUACAAAUCCCACACUAAUACCAACAGUACACACAGCGGGGAUUACACCGAAUCAGUGAGCUUGGAAUGAUGUGGAACUAAUGAGGGAACAGAAAUUUUAGGCAACAAAUCUUUAUUUUAUGUGAUUAACUUGUCUUUAAAGUUUCAGUUCUCUGCAAUUUCCAGUUUAGUGAUCUGCACUUUGCCACAACAAGUGCUGUAUAUUUAGUCUGAAACUGGAAAGAUCUAUAGUGUAGCCAAUGGGAGACAGGAUCUUGUCUUGAUGACCAUUGACUGCUGAGGCUUAUGAUGUAACACUUUGAUAUGAUGUAACCUUUAAAUGUUUCUAGAUAAAUCAAUGUGCUGAACUGAAUUUUGACAGGUGGCAAGGCGAUGGGGGAGGCGAAAGAACAAACCCAGAAUGAACUAUGAGAAGUUGAGUCGCGGAUUACGAUAUUAUUACCAUAAGAACAUAAUCCACAAGACAGGUGGUCAACGCUAUGUCUACCGAUUUGUGUGUGAUUUGCAGGACAUGCUGGCCCGACAAUCACAGGGGCCACAGCAGGAGUCAAAAAAACACGAACAAAGCCAAAUGAAUCAAUGAAAAAAAGUUUUGGUACAGAAAUAGUUUGGCCAGAGCUCACAGGGACAUUCUGGACUGUGAAUGCCCUAACCUUACAUUAAAAGGGACAUGCCA